GUGAAAGUUUAGAAUCAGUCUCUUGUCGUCCGGCUGUAUCACAGUGUCAGUUUGAAGGUUAAACAUAAAUCAAUAUUCGCAAAUACUUUUCUCCGCACAAUCAAACAUGAAAAAUUUGCGGAAAAUCAGUUUGAAACUUAAAACACGUUUUGAGAAAAAUGAAGAAGAGCAAAAGGAGUCGUCUAUAGUACAAGAAUCAGAUGAUAAGGAGAAGCAGAAGAAAAUCCCUAGGAAUCCCGAGUAUGUGGCAGCAGUGAACGUGUGCCUGGGCGCAUUGGGAACGGGCACCAUCAUGGGCUGGACGAACAACAUCAUGGUCAAAUUACAAUCCGGUUAUUUGCACGGAAUGAAACUCAGCGAGGACCAAGUCUCCUGGUCGGCCUCUUUCAUGGCCAUUGGGGCCAUGCUGGUGUGCAUUCCAACUGGUAUACUUUUGGAUACGAUCGGCAGAAAACCGACUGUGUUGCUGGCCUCAAUUCCAUUCUACAUUGGUUGGGCGUGCAUCAUAUUCGCCAAAUUCCCGGUAAUGCUGUACGCCGGCAGGUUCUUCUGCGGGUUCGCCGGCGCUUCUUUUUGCGUGUCUGCGCCCCUGUACACGAGCGAGAUUGCCGAGAGGGACAUUCGUGGCCGUUUGGGCGCCUUCUUCCAGCUGUUCCUUACUCUGGGUAUGCUGUACGCCGUCUUCUUCGGCUGGGCAUUUCCCAUCAUCCUGUUCAACUACGCAUGCGCCAUCGUGCCUUUAGUAUUCGCCUUCCUGUUCCUCCUGCAGCCCGAAUCGCCGGCGUACAACAUGCGCCGGCAGCGUCCUGACAAAGCGGCCAGCAAUUUGGCGCGACUGCGUCACAAAGACCACGAUUGCACUGGCGAACUGGAACGGUUGCAAGCCAGGAUGGCGCCGCAUCUCGUCGAGGAAAAAUUCAUCACGGCUUUCAAAAAUAGGAAAGCGGUGAAGAAGGCAACCUGGGUGUGCCUGAUGCUGACCUUUUUCCAGCAAUGGAGCGGCGUAAGCGGCGUGCUUUUCUAUUCGAAUCGCUUGUUCACAUUGGCCGGAGCUGGACUGUAUAUACCCGAACACUUCACCGUCAUCUUGCAGUCAAUUUUCCAAGUGCUGGGUGCUACUUUUGUUAUGUGGACCGUCGACAGAUUCGGUCGUAAGGCGUUGCUGAUUUUCUCGUCAUCGAUGAUGGCUCUGUCCUCUGCCAGUCUAGGUGUGUUUUUCUCGUUGAUGCGUCAAGACCACGACGACGAGUAUGUCAGCCGCAUCGCCUUUUUCCCGAUUAUUUCCUGUAUUACAUUCGUAGUCGGCUAUUCAAUGGGCAUGGGCCCGAUCCCAUGGUUGCUGCCCACCGAAUUGUUUCCGCCUCACAUCAAGGCAACCGGAUGCUCCAUCAUCGGCGUCUUCAGCUGGUUCCUACUUUGGAUGAUCAGCAGGUUCUACAUAGACGUGCAAAACCUGAUCGGUUACGAUACGCCAUUCUACAUCUUCAGCAUGAUCUCGUUGAGCGGAAUUCUGUUCGUGCUGUUUGUGGUGCCUGAGACGAAUCAGAAAAGUUUCGACGACAUUCUAGAAGAGCUCGAAGUGAGCGCGUACAUUAGAAGCAAGCCAUCCAUGAAGUAGCAACAUACAAGACUGACAACACCUGUUGCUAUCUAUUCUAUCACCUUUUAUAUCAAUAAACACUAAUACGUUCUUUGUAUGUUUAUCGCAAUUAAUUAUAGAGAAACCCAUAGUACUCAAAAAAAAUCUCAAUGGAAAUCAUCUUUUUGAAUAAUCAUUUAGGACAUAGCAAAUUGAAGAUACAAUAAAUAUAAAUAUAUUAUACUGUGACAAAUAGUACUAUUGGCGCCAUCUGUUGGGCGACUCUCCUACUCGCCAGAGCUUAAUGGCCGAUCUCGCGAACCCCGACCGCACAAGCCGCUUGGCGGCGUCUGUGACAGUCGAGCACCUUCUAGAUCGACGCGAAGUGACCUCCGAUAUUCUAGAUGUCGCUAACAGAGCGGAGUGGAGUAUAUUUCAGUCAAUGGCGACAUAAGAAUUGUCAGGCAUAAAUAGUAGUGUACACAAAUGUUCUAUCAAGUUAAAUAAAUUAG
Acanthoscelides obtectus is the source of this 2091-nucleotide messenger RNA. The record is from the annotation of a GenBank genome assembly. NCBI's taxonomy places the organism in Eukaryota, Metazoa, Arthropoda, Insecta, Coleoptera, Chrysomelidae.